This is a messenger RNA of Durotheca rogersii, 847 nucleotides long. RefSeq names its product DUF788-domain-containing protein. The transcript has a single exon. The record is from RefSeq and is a predicted model, not a curated record. Gene Ontology annotation, biological process: vacuolar protein processing. NCBI's taxonomy places the organism in Eukaryota, Fungi, Ascomycota, Sordariomycetes, Xylariales, Xylariaceae. Gene Ontology annotation, cellular component: intracellular membrane-bounded organelle. Bases 185 to 670 code for a protein of 161 amino acids.
GAGGUACCGCUGGUCGCGCCUGGCUGAGAUUGUACUUGCCCAUACAGAACCUUGAGACACACACAACACCCCUCCAGCGCCUUGCCUCAUUCCGCCCAUCUGCAUCCUCAUCGUAUACGCUAUCGGAGGUAUACGCUAUCGGAGCAAGCGUCAACAACCACCGCUGUCAGAAUCGCACUCGACCAUGGCGCAAAAAGCCCGCAAGGACAGAGCAAAGGCCAACACGUCCGCUCUCGCCAAUCUCCACGCCGGCACCCUCAUCGCCAAUUCGCUCUUUGUGCUGUUCCAUUUCCUGAUCGGGAGGCGUUCUGUCCUGCUCUAUGUCAUUCUUUCCGUGCCCGCCUUCAUCUGCGAGUUCGUCUUAGAGUCGACCGGGCGGCCGCGAUACGAUCCAUCGACCAAGGCCAUGCGGACCGCCGGCGAAGACCUGGCAGCCCCCGGGUUUACCGAGUACAUGUUCGACGUCAUCUGGGUCACCUGGGCCUCCUUGCUAUCAGUUAUGCUCUUUGGAAACUGGGGAUGGCUCCUCUGGGGUGUAAUUCCCGCAUACGGAACCUUUAAAGCCUACGGUCUUUUGAGUGGAGCACGCGGGAUGGCAGCUAUGCAAGGACAGCAGCCGGUCAACGACGCACCAGUCACGGGCAACAGGAAACAACGACGAGCAGCCUAGAGACCUGCCAUGCGAUAAUCUCUACGUCAAGUGUCCUCGGCUUGCGAGGUCGAGUCCACGCCAAGCCCUAUCUCGACAAUUUAUGACAGUCAAGCUCCUCCGUCCAUUCCUCCAGGACACCCUUAUCGGCAUCCUUGACGACAACGUGGAUGUCUACAGCAUAUACGUUAGCAGCUA